AUGUCUGACGUUAUCAAUUCAUGUGAUAAUGAUAGGAGUGGUAACAAUUGUGUAUUUCCACAAGGAUUGUUUUUUGGAAAUAGUAGUGAUUCUUUUGAUGGUAGAUUAGCAAUGACUCAACUUACUCAUUUCGAUUGUGGUGGAAUAGCAGUCAGCUUUUGCUUCUCUCACAAGAUUGUCGAUGGAUAUAGUGCUGGCAAAUUUAUGAGUGGCUGGGCUGCUAUUGCUAAAGACCCGAAUCAUGCAAUACCAUUUCCUCAAUUCGAUGGAGCAUCCUUUUUCCCACCUAUUCAUAAUGUUAGCACAUCAGAGGUGAACAACUUACCACAGGAAGGACUAGUACAACAACCUGCAAAGAUGAAUAAUACAUCAUUUCGACCAUCAACAUUCACACUAUUUGCAAACAUGCGUCCACCAUUACCUCUUAACACUAUUGGAAAUGCUCCCGAUUAUAUUUCCAUAUCAAUUGAAGAGGAAGUAGAUAUGCAGCUACCAAGGAUCGUUACUGAACUAAGGAAAGGGAAAGAAAAACUCCGGAACAGAUUCAAUACUGUUAAUCCUAACAAAUUGGUGUUUUAA
Molecule: messenger RNA, 579 nt
Organism: Solanum pennellii
Lineage: Eukaryota; Viridiplantae; Streptophyta; Magnoliopsida; Solanales; Solanaceae
Product: acylsugar acyltransferase 3-like
Exons: 2
Coding region: 1-579 (192 amino acids)
Source: RefSeq, a predicted model, not a curated record